Molecule: messenger RNA, 2588 nt
Organism: Botrytis cinerea B05.10
Lineage: Eukaryota; Fungi; Ascomycota; Leotiomycetes; Helotiales; Sclerotiniaceae
Exons: 1
Coding region: 195-1976 (593 amino acids)
Biological process (GO): DNA-templated transcription; response to xenobiotic stimulus; regulation of DNA-templated transcription
Molecular function (GO): DNA-binding transcription factor activity, RNA polymerase II-specific; DNA binding; zinc ion binding
Source: RefSeq, a predicted model, not a curated record
GGGCUGGUGGGCCGUGUUCCAAUUCACCCAUCGUCAAUAUUGUAUAACAGUGAUAUCUUCUGUUCUUCUGUAUCCCGUUGUACAAACCAUCCGGGACUCCCACCACCCGCCUGGGGUUAUAUGAUCAGUCCUAGGCUCUCUAGGUACUCUCUACACGUUUAUUUUUCCCGUGUCCUGUUAUACAAUCUCCCCUCAUGCAGGAUCCACCCCGAAAACGCAUUCGAGCUCGAAAUGCAUGCGAUAGUUGCCGUAAGAGAAAGCGGAAAUGUGAUGGUUGCUCACCAUGUUCAGAGUGUGUAGGUUAUGAAUACGAUUGUAGCUUUUCGACCAAUACCACGCCAGCCAGCUCUAUGAAGAAAGCAAAACAAUCUCAUGAGCCGACAUUCCAUGGAUCUGCGUCUCAGAACAUUUCCAGUGCAAUUGCAUCGAGUACUGAAUCAUCUGAUCUUACACAGAGCGGAGGAAAGCAUUCGAACCUCGCUUUGGUGAUCAAUGAGAAACAAGAAGAAACCGCAGGCCAAAAAUUUCCCAAGGAAAACAUUAAACAAGGCACUGCUAGCAAUGAAACCACAAAUGAUUUAUCGAUUUUGGAGCCAUACAAAUGCAGGUUUACCAGCGCAAAUAGCGCCGUCGCAUUCCCAAGAUGUCUAGGAAUGGAAAUGGAGAUGGUCACACCUCCACGGUUGCACAGUUAUGCUUGGAAUACCGGGAUCCGAUCAGAAGUACCGAAACCGAAUUAUAUGCGCUUACAUGAAUUUUGUUCUUGGGGAUUUGCAUCUUCAGCAAUAGAUGUUUAUUUUGAACACAUCAAUCCCGUUUUUGGAUUUUUAGAAAAGGAAAAGUUUCGGCACAAAUGUGAGCUUUUUUGGAAAGAUGAUACGGGAAGUAUUGGAUUCGAGGCUCUUAUCUGUGGGGUUGUGACUUUGGGUGCAUUAUUUACGAGACAAAUGGCAAGUGUGCUUGAGAGUGAUGUCUUCGAGCAUGGCCGGUGCUUGCUGGAGCAAGGAUCUCAGAGGCACGGCGAUAUGUCUCUUGAACAUGUGAUGGCAUGGACAUUGCGGGCUCUUUAUCUUCGGUCCACGAGCCGUCCCAACUUGUCUUCAUUGGCAAUAUUUAUGACCGUUCAUUUGGCUGAAUCAAUUGGCCUUCAUCGAGAAUUGGAUACUGUUGUUUUCGCGGUUGACGGAUCAAGAAAGGUCUUCACACCUGAUGUAUUGGAAUUACGUCGAAGGGUCUUUUGGAUCGUGAUGUCUCUGAACCAGUUAUUUGCUGCCGAAUACGGCCGUUCAAAGGUUUCGUUGGACAACGUUAGAUGCCGAAAACCUAUCGCUAAGGAAGGCGAUUCAAUCUGCGACUUGAUUGCAAUGGCGGAACGGCUGUCCUCUUGCACUAGCUCGGACGUCGACUCUGACGCCCUGCGAAUAUCAAUCGAACAUUUGUCGAUCUUACCUUGUCACCUUUCAGGACUGGCCAUGAUCAAGGCGGAUGUUGUUUUGUGUCUCUCUCGAAAACUACACCUAAGUCAUUCAAAAUUCUCUUCUUCUGUCUUGAACACUAUAAUGGUGGUUCUCCGUAGUGCCUUUGCGGAGUCAAGAAUUCUGUCAGACAAACGAGUGCCCUGGUGGAACGUGGUCAGUGUUCCAUUCAAUACAGUUUGUCUACUGCUGUCGAUAAAUACGCGUCACAGUAUAUCCUUUUUGCCCGAAGCCAUGGACACUCUAGAAAUCGCUAGCAAAUCAUGGGAUACCCACCUGUCGAGAGAGGCUUUACAUACUGCGCAAAUGUUGGUCAAUCGAUUCAUAGAUAUGAAGCGUGAAGAUCAGAUGAUUCUAGAAUCUCUUCAUCGUGUUGUUGACCACCCCAGUGUAUCUUCAAGCACCCAGAAUUGGACAGGGACUAUUGGAAAUGAUCUAUUCGGAGGCUUAGACGGACAGGAUUUUGGGUGGGCACAGUUUUUCGGUGAUGUUGUGGGUUAAUUUGGAAGUCACCUCAAACGCAUUUUCAAAUGUGCUUUCCGCGGAGGCUUAUUUUAGCCUUGGAAUGAUCUACCUGCACGUCACCACUGCUUCAAAAGACCUAUUAGCGUCAAGACCAAAAGAAAGCAGGCGCAGGGGUGUUUCGAUCUCUCUGUGAAGGAACAACAACUCAACUAGAUAACAUGUGACUACUUACCGAGUAAGUUAUUAGCGAUUAGCGAUUAGUAUUCUUCAUUUUGUUUUAGAUUAUAAUUCGGGACUAAACCGAAGAUAAAAUUGUUGUGAUAAGUUGGCUUUUGAGAAUUACCCUCGAGUUUCCUUGGGGGAAUUCACGUAAUCAUCGGAAGUCUUUGAAAGGCCUUGGGGCACAUCACAACAACACCUCAUUGUUUCAUGUGUAUGUACUUUAGGAUGCGUUUGGCAGGGUUUGGUAAAUAACGGGAAUAUUUCACACUUUAGUGGUCCUUCGUCAGGUACUUUUGCUUUUCUCCACUUCCUUCAUGAACAUAAAUGUCUUCCGCAAUAUCCACUCCAUCCACCUAUCCAAUGAUGAUUCUCAUGAGCAUGUAGAUAUACUAGGAUAAUUGUAAUAUUUAAUAUGUCAGGAAGUCA